This is a messenger RNA of Emericellopsis atlantica, 2124 nucleotides long. Its product is annotated as ubiquitin hydrolase. Gene Ontology annotation, biological process: protein deubiquitination. Gene Ontology annotation, molecular function: cysteine-type endopeptidase activity; cysteine-type deubiquitinase activity. Lineage: Eukaryota; Fungi; Ascomycota; Sordariomycetes; Hypocreales; Bionectriaceae. Bases 1 to 2124 code for a protein of 707 amino acids. The record is from RefSeq and is a predicted model, not a curated record. Gene Ontology annotation, cellular component: cytosol; nucleus. The transcript is spliced from 2 exons.
AUGUCUUCGCGCCAGCACAAUUCCGAGGACUGGUAUCGUCACAGCCAGAGAGGCGCUCAGCCGCCAUCGCAAGCUCUUUGGGACCGCGUGAACGAGCCGUUUGUCCUACUCACCGGCAUUGUGCUCUUUGUCGCGUUUGCAUACAACACAUACAUUUCCACGCCUGCUAUUCAAGAAAACCUCGUCGCAGCAGCGCACCGUUCGUGGCACGCGCUGGUCUACAUCGUCCCAACGUCGAUACUGUACUCGAUCGACGCCUGGUUCGACCCCCUGAUGAGGACGACACACGUCAACACCCAUGCCUCGAAGAGCGCGGCGAUGAAGCGAGUGCUGGGGCUCGAGAGCGACAGAGGCAUCGUCGCGUCGGUUUUCCAAGGGAGGACCCGCGCCCUGUCUGUUACGACCAACGCUCUGGGGCUGCACCCAGAUAAAGAGCGCCCGGCGGGCUUGGGGAACCGAGACAAUUCAUGUUUUCAAAACAGCAUUCUGCAGGGCCUCGCGUCACUCGACACACUGCCCGAAUACCUCGCCAACUGCCUUGGUGACGACACGGACGCGGACGAAGACGAUGGGCAAAAGGUGGUGACGCAGACGCUUAAGACCCUGAUCAGCGACCUCCACGACACAUCGAACAAUGGGCGCACGCUCUGGACGCCGAGCAAGCUGAAGUUCCUCAGCACGUGGACGCAGCAGGACGCGCAGGAAUACUUCUCCAAGAUACUGGACGAUAUCGACAAACGUGCAGCGCGCGCGCUCAAGGCGUCAGAACGACACAGUGGCUUCGAGAAGUACACAGAGAAAGACAAGAUCGACACCGACGCCGGUGCUAGCGACAUCAGCGACGACAGUGGUUACCAGAGUCAUGGCGCUAGGUCACGAAGCCCGGAGGCUACGUCUCUACGAAACCCCUUGGAGGGCUUGCUUGCACAGCGGGUAUCUUGUGUGCAGUGCGGACAUUCGGAUGGCCUAUCCAUGAUCCCUUUCAACUGUUUGACCCUGAGUCUGGGGCUACAACAACAACACGACCUACACGAGAGACUGGACGCCUACAGCCAUGUGGAAGCCAUCGAGGGAGUCGAGUGUCCGAAAUGCACCCUUCUCAAAGCGCAAAGGCUCCUGGGCAAGCUUGUAGAGCAGAUGAAAGAAAAGGGCGUGCCUGAAGCGCAACUCGCGGAACCGACCAGGCGGUUGGAGGCUGUGAAUCUGGCGCUGGAGGAAGAUUCCUUCGACGAGAAGACAUUGGCAGAGAAGUGCAAAAUCACCUCCCAGAGCAAGGUGACCACUACAAAGACGAAGCAGAUCGUCAUCGCCAGGCCGCCUCGCAGUCUAGCGAUUCACGUGAACCGCUCGGUAUUCGAUCCAAACACGUUUGAUAUGGUCAAAAAUUCAGCGCCAGUGCAUUUUCCAAUGAUGCUUGAUCUGGGGCCGUGGUGUUUGGGAAGUACUGACGGUGUCAAGACGACUGGACGCUCGACGGGCGCGGCAGAUGAGGAGAAAUGGCUCGAGGACCCUACGGCGUCCAUGGUAGCCGGCGGCGAGCAGCCUUCGAAGCUGACAGGCCCGAUAUACGAACUACGUGCGGUCGUGACGCACUAUGGCCGCCAUGAAAAUGGACACUACAUCUGCUACCGAAAGCACGCGCGCAAUGUCAAUUCUGGGAGUCGCGAGUCAACCCCGGCGUUCGAGGAUGCGCGAGGGGAUGUCAACGAGGAUUCUGUAUCCACGGCAUUCGAUGACGAGGACCUAGACCACAAGCACGCUGAGCAUAAGAUGGACUGGUGGCGGCUGAGCGAUCACAAUGUGUCCAAGGUCACCGAGCAAACCGUCUCCACACUGUCCCCCGGUGUGUUCAUGCUGUUUUACGACUGUGUCGACCCGACCAUGGAGCGGCACGAGGUUGACGAACUGUCGAGCGAUACGGUAGACAAGGAGCAAGCCGGCGAUGCGCCAUAUGAAGACCGGGCCGAGCAAGAACGCGCUGGCAAGAGCAGUAACUCAACGCAAGAAACAGCUCAAAACGGCAAUCUGGUGACUUCAACGGAUUUGGCAGGCCGAGAUUCCACUGCCACCGCCGGCAGCGCCCCUAAACAGGGUGAGGCUGUUGGCGAAUCCGGUCCAGCUUGA